CUGGGCUUGGUCUGUCUGACGCCAUAUCAGAAUACAAACUGAAACAAUAACGCGGCUAUAUUUCGAGACAACCAACGUCUGUGACUUAUGUUUUGUUGAAGUAGAAGAAGUGGUAUUAGCCCUUUCUGCUGUUUUCCAAAGAAGGCAUAUGUCUGCAAGAAGCUUGUGGAAGCAUGACCUGUAGAAGAACUGAGUCUUGAAGAGUCUUGAACUACUGUCGCCUUGACUUUCAGUUUUCUACGAAAUCACUCCAUAAUGUUUACAGUUAAGGCACACAUCAACCAUCAUCACAGGAAUCAAACCUUCUGAAGGUUGUGCUGUAGACAGCACAGUACUAAUCUAAUGACAUCCAAGAAAUGCUACAUUGACUGAAUAAAUCUAGACUGUGACUAUGUUCACUUUAAGGAUCAUUAUUUUUAUUACACUAAUUGUUCCUCUUAAUUAUAAACUUUGUUCCUGUCAGUGUUCUCAUGCUGAAUAUGAGAUACACAAGCAAUGCUGCCCAAUGUGUGCCCCUGGAAACCGUGUUCAUUGGCACUGCACAGAUGAUACCAGCACAACUUGUGUUCCAUGUCCUUCAUCAACUUUCACUGAUGAACCAAAUGGCCUCACUGGAUGCUUUCCUUGUACUGUAUGUGAUGCAAGCCGUGGUUUAAGAGUGAAUAAAAAAUGCACUCGGUCAUCAGACACUGUUUGUGGGCCUCUAGAGAGAUUCUACUGCAUUGAAAAAAAGAAAGGCUACUGUUCUUUAGCUGUGCAACAUUCAGAAUGUAGCCCUGGGCAAUAUAUCAAACAAGCAGGUACUGCCUCUACAGAUACUGUAUGUGCUGACUGUACAGGUGACACAUAUUCAAAUGGAUCUUUCUCAUCCUGUUUACCACACACAAAAUGUGAGGCCCUGGGACUUACUGAAACAAAUCCAGGAACACAUUCAUCUGACACCAAAUGUGGAAAUCCCUCUACACCUGUAGCAAUAAUUGCCCCUAGUGUUAUAGUUACUUUAAUAUUAAUUUUAGUAAUACUUUAUUUCAUAUUUAAACAUAUUUGGAAGAAGAAGCAAUCAAAAAGUUCAGGUAAGGGCUAUUCAGUUAUAUUUUGUAGUAUGAGAUCUAUUGUUGUGUUUUUUAUAUAAUGGAAUUUUCUUUGAAAAUUAAUCAAUUAAUCCAGGCUGGGUCACUUUGAUAAUCAUUCAUAUACACAGUAUAUUGCUACAUUUAAAAAUGAUGGUGCUGUAGAGAGGAUUUUAUACAGAUUUAUUAUUAUUA
Messenger RNA from Carassius carassius (crucian carp), 1265 nucleotides. RefSeq names its product tumor necrosis factor receptor superfamily member 14-like. The coding region runs from base 392 to 1132 and encodes 246 amino acids. Lineage: Eukaryota; Metazoa; Chordata; Actinopteri; Cypriniformes; Cyprinidae. The transcript is spliced from 6 exons. Gene Ontology annotation, cellular component: external side of plasma membrane; membrane. Gene Ontology annotation, biological process: defense response to Gram-negative bacterium; apoptotic process; negative regulation of alpha-beta T cell proliferation. The record is from RefSeq and is a predicted model, not a curated record. Gene Ontology annotation, molecular function: protein binding; transmembrane signaling receptor activity.